AUGCGUCUAAUAUCCCAAUUCUUCGUGUUCACUUUCUGUUUAAAAUAUGCCGUGUCUUCUAUAUUGGAUGCUGUACACACCUGUCCUGCAAAUUUACCCCAUAUAUCCUACCCUCCUUCUACUCUUGCAGUGCCUGCAUAUAAGGACUAUAUGUAG
Molecule: messenger RNA, 156 nt
Organism: Penicillium expansum
Lineage: Eukaryota; Fungi; Ascomycota; Eurotiomycetes; Eurotiales; Aspergillaceae
Exons: 1
Coding region: 1-156 (51 amino acids)
Source: RefSeq, a predicted model, not a curated record